AUGAAUGAUAUACACGGAGGAAAUACGAAUAAUUCAUUUCAACAAUCAAAUGGUGAAUUAGUAGAUAUUUCUAUUACUAAUCAAGCUACUGAAGAUGAAAAUAAUAUUGAUCCAAAAUCUGGUUAUUCAUCACAUUAUACAUCAAUUUGUUAUCCAUUUGCUGGAAUGAUUCGUGAUGUUAAAAUACGUUUACCUUAUUAUUUAUCCGAUUGGAAAUUAGCUUUUUCUUAUCGUAUAUUUGCUGCUACAAUUCGUAUAUUUUUUCUUAAUACGAUUCCAGCAUUAGCUUAUGCUCUUGAUUUAUAUUUACGUAGUGAGCAUUAUUAUGGAGUUAAUGAAGCUUUACUUGCAUCUGCUCUCGGAGGUAUUGUCUUUGGUCUAUUAGCUGUACAACCAAUAUCUAUCGUUGGUUUUACUGGUUUAAUUAGUUUAUUUAAUUAUACAACUUACAAUAUCAUCAGUCGAAAUUCUCAAGUGCCUUAUUUAUCUUUUAUGUGUUGGACAGCUAUAUGGGCAGCUAUUUUUCAUUGGCUUAUUGCUAUAUUUAACUUAGUGACAUAUGUUCGUUAUAUGACAAAUUUUACUGCAGAAAUCUUUGGUUUUUAUGUUGGUGCUGUUUAUAUACAAAAAGGAAUUGAAUUUAUAAUUGAUGAUUUUCAUGAAUCAUCAACAAAAGGAUUUAUGUCAGUUUUAGUAGCUUUUGGCUUCUUUUUCUCCUAUUGGGUAUUAACACAUAUAGGUCAAUCAAGUUAUUUUACUCGAACUAUUCGUGAUUUUUUUGUUGAUUAUGCUAUGAUUCUAUGUGUUAUUUUUUGGUCUGGUUUUGCUUUUAUUCCAGGUCAUUUACGUUCAACCAAUAUUGAACGAUUAGCAGUUACAUCUGCUUAUCAACCAACAGUUUCUACACGUUCGUGGUUUGUUAAUCCUUCAGAUUUAGAUGUUAAAUAUAUUUUUAUUGCAAUACCAUUUGCUUUAUUAGUUACAGCAUUAUUCUAUUUUGAUCAUAAUGUAUCAAGUUUAACAGCUCAAGCUAAACAUUAUCCAUUACGAAAACCAGCUGGAUUUCAUUGGGAUUUUUUUCUAUUAGGAUGGACU
Molecule: messenger RNA, 1095 nt
Organism: Adineta steineri
Lineage: Eukaryota; Metazoa; Rotifera; Eurotatoria; Adinetida; Adinetidae
Source: the annotation of a GenBank genome assembly